AUGAAUCUGUCAACUCCCAGAGGAAGGAAAAAGCUGGAUAAGGAUAAAAUCGAUGAACCAUUCUUAGAACACAACCAAGAUUCAUCGAAAAAAGUUAAAAAUACACAUCUCGAGGAUAAGACUGUAAAAUUACGUGCAUGUUUAUCUUGUCGCUUACUGAAAACAGAAAUGGAGUUUUACCAGAACGGAUGCAGCAAUUGUAAGUUCCUCCAAAUGGCAGGAGACAGACAUAAGAUUCAUGAUUGCACAACGGAAAAUUUUAACGGAUUUAUGGCUAUCACCACCCCAAGUAAGUCUUGGAUGGCACAGUACAAUGAUUUAAGUAAAUAUAUUCCUGGGUUCUAUGCGUUGCAAGUAGUAGGAGAUUUGCCAGAGGCCAUACGAGACUUGAGGUCUAACUAUUGA
Molecule: messenger RNA, 405 nt
Organism: Plasmodium gonderi
Lineage: Eukaryota; Apicomplexa; Aconoidasida; Haemosporida; Plasmodiidae
Product: transcription elongation factor SPT4
Exons: 4
Coding region: 1-405 (134 amino acids)
Biological process (GO): chromatin organization; mRNA processing; regulation of transcription elongation by RNA polymerase II
Cellular component (GO): nucleus; DSIF complex
Molecular function (GO): RNA polymerase II complex binding; zinc ion binding
Source: RefSeq, a predicted model, not a curated record